This is a messenger RNA of Drosophila serrata, 1881 nucleotides long. RefSeq names its product Pre-mRNA-splicing factor Slu7 (gene Slu7). Gene Ontology annotation, molecular function: pre-mRNA 3'-splice site binding. Gene Ontology annotation, biological process: mRNA splicing, via spliceosome. Gene Ontology annotation, cellular component: spliceosomal complex. The record is from RefSeq and is a predicted model, not a curated record. Lineage: Eukaryota; Metazoa; Arthropoda; Insecta; Diptera; Drosophilidae.
GUACUUUUUCGCUUUUCAACACUGACAGUGGAAGAAGAAGAUAGCGUGAGGCUAUUUGGCAAAUUGUAAAUAAAUAAAAUCAGACAAAAUGAGUUCGGGGGCCAUGCGCACUCCCGUCUCGCAGAUCCUCCAAAGCAAGCACGACCAGGAUGCCGAAGAGGAGCCCAAGAAGAAGUCCCGCGAGGACUGGCGCAAGGCCAAGGAGCUCGAGGAAGCUCGAAAGGCAGGAACAGCUCCAGCCGCUGUGGACGAAGAGGGUCGCGACAUAAAUCCACACAUCCCGCAGUAUAUAUCGAAUGCUCCGUGGUAUUACGGCUCACAGGGACCCACGCUCAAGCAUCAGCGGCCGCAGCAUGAGGACGAACAGGGCCAGCUAGACAAGCGUGCACCCAAGGGUUUGGACACCUCUCGCAUCAUCACCAAGUUCCGGAAGGGCGCCUGCGAGAACUGCGGAGCUCUCUCACACAAGCGCAAGGAUUGCCUGGAAAGGCCACGCAAAGUGCAGGCCAAGUAUGCUGAAUCCAUCGUUGUCCAUGAUGAGCAUCUAGUUAACGAGGCGGCGGUCAACUAUGACGAGAAACGCGAUCGCUGGAGCAGCUACGAUCCGGCAAACCAUCGAGAGAUCGUUGAGGAGUAUGAGAAGGUUGAGGAGGCCAAGCGGCAGCUCAAGGCCGAGAAGCUCAAGAAUGAUCCUGAUGCUGAGAUUUCCGAUGAAGACGGCAACGAGGACAAGUACGUGGACGAAGUGGACAUGCCGGGCACGAAAGUGGAUUCCAAACAGCGUAUUACUGUGCGCAACUUGCGUAUCCGUGAAGACACAGCUAAAUACCUACGAAAUUUGGAUCCGAACUCCGCCUACUACGAUCCUAAAACGCGCUCUAUGCGUGAUAAUCCCAAUCCUGCGGUUCCGGAAGAAGAAGCUGAGUUUGCUGGCGAGAACUUCGUGCGGUUUUCGGGAGACACCACAGCACAGGCCACAGCUCAGUUGUUUGCUUGGGAAGCCCAUGGCAAGGGUGUGGAUGUCCAUCUGCUGGCUGAACCCACCAAGUUAGAGCUGCUCCAGAAGGAGUACGAACAGAAAAAGGAGCAGUUCAAGUCAAGUACCAAAACUCACAUCGUGGAGAAAUACGGCGGAGAGGAGCAUCUACAGGUGCCGCCCAAGUCGCUGCUGUUGGCUCAAACUGAGGAAUACAUCGAAUACUCUCGCAGUGGCAAGGUCAUUAAGGGCGUGGAGAAACCAAAAGCCCGCAGCAUUUACGAGGAGGAUGUUUACAUCAAUAACCACACGACUGUGUGGGGCAGCUUCUGGAACGCCGGUCGUUGGGGCUACAAGUGCUGCAAGUCCUUCAUCAAGAACUCCUACUGCGUGGGCAUGCAAGAGCCAGAGGGCUAUUCGGAUCAGCAUUCAACUCCUAGUUCCAGCUCAGCAACAUCUGCUGCAGAGUCCACCGCCCAAGUUCAUUUCAAAGUGCCAGAUGUACCAUCGGAGAAGCCAGUUCUCUCCGAAGUCGACUCUGUGCCGAGCUCAGAAUCUUCAUCAUCGUCAGAGGAGGAAGAGAAGCCGGAGAAGAAAAAGUCAAAAAAGAAAUCCAAAAAGCGGGAGAAGAAAAAGAAGGCCAAGGAGCAGCGCAAACAGAAAUCCAAGCACAAAGAAGCCAAGGAUAAGGAGAAGACAAAGACGAAGGAAAGGGCAAAGGAUAUUCCUGAAGAGAUGGACGAUCGUAAGCGGGCCUACAACAGCAUGUACGAUAUAAAGGCACCCACCGAGGAUGAGAUAGAAGAGUGGAAGAAGAAGCGGCCGCGUGCAGAAGAUCCAAUGAUGCAGUUUAUGUAGACGUGAAUAUAAAAAUAAUCUAGAUUAUAAAGGAAACUUUAAUCUUA